Psilocybe cubensis is the source of this 1626-nucleotide messenger RNA. RefSeq lists its product as uncharacterized. The record is from RefSeq and is a predicted model, not a curated record. The transcript is spliced from 8 exons. Bases 1 to 1626 code for a protein of 541 amino acids. Lineage: Eukaryota; Fungi; Basidiomycota; Agaricomycetes; Agaricales; Agrocybaceae.
AUGGAUACCGACGACGACGUAUACUUCACUGCGGAAUCACUCGUUGACGCCAUCAUUUCGUUGCCAGAGACCGGUUACACUGAUGCUCUCAACAACUUGUUGGAAAGCGUCCUUAGGUCUGAGCAUCGUCUACGGCGCGCGCUCGCAUCCUUUGAAGAACCCCAGGAGAUCGACUCGCGAUUGCUCGAUCCUUAUGCGGGCCUCAUAGAUAUUUUUGCUGUCCCUGAAAUUGUCAGGAAAGCACGCCCUCGACCAUGGAACGAGGCCCUCUUUGAGGUGGCGAUUGACGGCUUUGUCAAAGAGCAGUUUGCCCAUAAGCACUUGUUCAGACUCCCCAGGGAUCUUCAGCGGUCUCCUGGCGUUCUCUAUACAGUACCGUCUUAUGAUCACUUCCUACGCCAGUGGAACGUUUUUACUAACAACGCUAUCUCUACCAUUUCUGAUUGGUCAAACAUCUUGGUGGCUGGAGGCGCCGUUCUGGCCUCUCUUCAACCCAUUCCGGUCACAGAACACUAUGGUCAUCAAGAGUUUUUACCGCCUACCCGCAGAGUAAUAUCUCAGUAUUUCGAAACUGCGUAUAAAGAGGCCGAUGUGGAUAUUUUCCUGUACGGCAUGAACGCAGAACAGGACAAUCUCGCGAGACAGUGUGUUUUCAUAAGGCGCGCUAAUACCAUUACCAUCUGGACGUCCGGCGAUACUCGCCAAAUUCAGAUUAUUCUCCGUCUGUAUCGUUCACCUGCCGAAAUCCUCGCUGGGUUUGAUAUCGAUGCAGCGUGCUGUGCAUUUGACGGGAGCCAUGUAAUCUUAUCUGCACGGGCCCUCGUUGCGUUGAUGACCCAGAAAAACACCGUAGACAUGUCAAGGAGGUCCCCGAGCUACGAGGUUAGGCUGCAAAAAUAUGCAACCCGAGGUUUUGAGGUGUAUCUACCCUCCCUUGACAGGGAGAAGAUAAAUUACGCUAAGGUUUAUAAUAAAACCCAUGUCGUUUUUGGGAAGGGCCUCGAGCGCCUCUUAGUAUACGAGUAUCUUCGUUAUGAUCCAUUGUUCUUCCCCUACCUUCGGACGCAGAGGCGUGGAAGACGUAGGCGCCGUGCCGCGUGGUUCCGCCUCAACCUUUCCGAAUUUGACUUCGUUCCUAUGGGGGAGGACAGCAAUUAUGACCGUGUUUGGGGUCGAUUGCCUAGUCAUUGGGAUGUGGAUCAAGUCAAAGCGCACAUUUUGAGGAUGGAACGAGCCAUGAACUCUUCUUGGAAGCUUCGCAAAUAUCGCCGCACAGCUCAUCGCCACUUUAGUGCAUUUAGCGACGACGUUCUUGACUUAUUUGACAGAUGCUGUAUGCUUGAGGAGACUGGAGGCUGCCCGGAACCAGUUACUGAGCGCGACAUACAGCUGGUAGAAGAAGAAAUUAAGUCACUUGCUCAGCGCUUAGCGUUUCCUACAUCGAGUAGCUUCAUCACGGAGAAUCCUGGACAACAACUCCUUACGGGAAGCUUCCGUCCCGUUACUGUUGAUGAUUGGGAGGAGGGUGCCUACGUUUCCGACGGCCAGAAUCCAAGUGUUGACGAGCGCGAGACAGACUACUCCUUUCGAUGGAUGAGGUAUUUGAAAAACCUGGUGCAGUUCUAA